AUGGGGCUCGUCCUAUGCAGGAGAGGGUCGAAGUUACAAGUGCUCGACCUCAUGACCGGCGACCGGUCUGCCCUAUUAACCAAAGAUGUCAAGCUACCUGUGACUCUCAAAGUCGAGCUGGCUAUUGAUUCCACCGGCGUGGACCGCCUCCGCUUCCACCUGUUUGCGCUAUCCACAGAUGUUGGCCAUACAAGAUUGUCUGCCUCUGUUUACUCGUCCGAUUCAGGUGCUUGGACCCAUUCCGUGGAUACUUUGGUUUUUGGAUGUACUAUUGCGUUCAUACGGUCCCUUAGCACCCUUGUUGGUGAUGCAUUCUACUGGUUCCACGAGGAUGUCGGAAUCCUUCGUUAUGAUUUGGGAACACAGGCCCUUGCCAUCAUCGACGUACCAUGGAACGAAGAAAGAGGCUAUGAAUACCAUUGCAGCUAUCUGUUCAUGACGAAGGAUGGCCUCCUUUGUAUUGUCAUGUUAGAUGAAUAUGGACACACCAUCCAAUUCUGGGUGUGGGAUACAGUUCUUAGCAGUGCUGCAAAAUGGGUGCUGCGCAAAACUGUUCUGCUGGACACUCCCUUCCCACUAGAACUGCAGUUGUAUUGGCCGGCGUUGAGAAUAGUGUGGUUUGAGGAGGAGAACUAUGUGAUCUUCCUAUAG
Miscanthus lutarioriparius is the source of this 651-nucleotide messenger RNA. Lineage: Eukaryota; Viridiplantae; Streptophyta; Magnoliopsida; Poales; Poaceae. The record is from the annotation of a GenBank genome assembly.